Messenger RNA from Ornithorhynchus anatinus (platypus), 1955 nucleotides. RefSeq names its product membrane associated ring-CH-type finger 11 (gene MARCHF11). Gene Ontology annotation, molecular function: ubiquitin-protein transferase activity; zinc ion binding. The record is from RefSeq and is a predicted model, not a curated record. NCBI's taxonomy places the organism in Eukaryota, Metazoa, Chordata, Mammalia, Monotremata, Ornithorhynchidae. Gene Ontology annotation, biological process: protein ubiquitination. The transcript is spliced from 7 exons. The coding region runs from base 1 to 996 and encodes 331 amino acids.
AUGAGCCCGGCGGGCGGCAGCGCCGACCCCGCACCCCCGCCCUCCCCGCCUUCCCCGCCCCGCCGCCCCGGGGAAGCCCAGCCCGCUCCGCAGCCCGGGCCGGACCAGCCGCCGGCGGCCGGAGGAGGAGGAGGAGGAGGAGGAGGAAGAGACGGCGGGGAGGGCGCCCGGACGCCCGAGAACCGCUCCGUGUGCAGCCGCAGCAGCAGCAGCAGCAGCAGCGGCAGCAGCGGCGUUGGCGUUGGCGUUGGCGGCGAGGAGCAGCCCGCCGGGCACCAGCACCACCAGCCCAUCUGCAAGAUCUGCUUCCAGGGCGCCGAGCAGGGUGAACUCUUAAAUCCUUGCCGAUGUGAUGGGUCAGUACGAUAUACACAUCAGCUGUGCCUGUUAAAGUGGAUCAGUGAAAGAGGGUCAUGGACCUGUGAGCUCUGUUGUUACAGAUACCAUGUGAUAGCAAUUAAAAUGAAAAAACCUUGCCAGUGGCAAAGCAUUUCUAUAACACUGGUUGAGAAAGUACAGAUGAUUGCUGUAAUCCUAGGAUCACUGUUCUUAAUAGCAAGUGUGACUUGGCUUCUCUGGUCAGCCUUCAGCCCCUAUGCAGUGUGGCAAAGAAAGGACAUCCUUUUUCAAAUCUGCUAUGGAAUGUAUGGUUUUAUGGAUCUAGUGUGCAUAGGUCUCAUUGUACAUGAAGGAGCAGCAGUUUACAGAGUGUUUAAGCGCUGGAGGGCUGUGAACCUGCACUGGGUUGUAUUAAAUUAUGAUAAAGCCGCAGACAUAGAAGAAAGCAACCGGGGAGAGUCUUCAACAGCCAGGACAUUGUGGUUGCCGUUAACAGCUUUACGAAACAGAAACUUAGUUCAUCCAACACAGCUAACCUCACCAAGAUUUCAGUGUGGCUACGUAUUAUUACAUCUAUUCAACCGAAUGAGGCCACAUGAAGAGUUUUCAGAUGAUAAUAGUUCUGGUGAAGUUGUGAUGAGAGUGACUUCAGUGUAACAAAAAUUGUCAAGUGAAAAAUCCAGAUUGAUGAGGGAGGCACAAGGAUAUUGAGAGAAGACAUCGAGCAACCGGUCAUAUCACAUAGAGAAGCAGAGUUGGAGAGCAUCCAUUUAGUGCACCUUAUGGCUGAAUAAGUGAAUAUUUGUGGAGCCCUGAUGAUUAAUGAAAGAAACUGGAAAAUGAUUUAGGUAAUGUUGAAAUUAAAAUCUACCAUCCAAAACUGAAAAUACCUGCUAAGGAGUUUUUCUCAAAACUCAGAAGUCUGCUCUGAGGGAGGGUAGAAUAAACACAUUUCAAAGACAUCUUAUUUCCCAAAUGGAAUUAGGGAAAAUCAAAUGAUGUGAGUGAUCUUCUCUUCUCCAUUAUUUCUUAAAAAUAUUUUCUUCCAAAUUGUGCAUGGGUAGCUGAAGUGAGGAAAGAAUCCUUACUCAGGACUCAUUGAUGUUGACUUGAAAGGGAAACAAUUAAUGAGGAAGAAGACAUGGAAAAAGUCACUUUGGAGAGUGUUCUUACGAUGACACAAAAGGAGACAUGAGUGCUAUGCUCCCAACCUCCAGUUACCAGGGCAGAACUACAAGUGAUGAGGAGUGGAGAAGACUCUGACCUCCUUUGAGCCUAUUUCAACAUUAACAUAGUUUACAGUUGGAAUGGCGUGGGUCUUAAUGAGCCCCCUGAGAGGAAAUGGCUCUACGUUCCUCAGGCGAUCAGCUCUCAGGAAUGCCAAGAAUGGCUGGAUUCUAGUCUUCCUAGGCUCCUGCCCAUCUCCAAUGUCCCAGCCACCCCAGAUGAUCACGGCCAGGGAAUUUUCUCCGAGUCAAACUGAGCUCUCACCGGAGACCAAAUGGAGACAGCUUCUACUAUCUCUGUAAAUAGAGGUGAUGCUACUGGUGAUGAGGUGCUAUCUAUGUUGGGAGGUGUGGCUGCAAAAUCAACAAUAAAAUAGCAUUAAACCAUCA